Messenger RNA from Tetrahymena thermophila SB210, 2913 nucleotides. Its product is annotated as alanine-tRNA ligase/alanyl-tRNA synthetase protein. Lineage: Eukaryota; Ciliophora; Oligohymenophorea; Hymenostomatida; Tetrahymenidae. The record is from RefSeq and is a predicted model, not a curated record. Gene Ontology annotation, biological process: alanyl-tRNA aminoacylation; tRNA modification. Gene Ontology annotation, molecular function: amino acid binding; nucleic acid binding; alanine-tRNA ligase activity. Gene Ontology annotation, cellular component: cytoplasm; mitochondrion. The transcript has 9 exons.
AUGGAAAAUUUUGAAGAAAAGGUAGAAGAAGCCACAUUAGUUGCUGCCAAGACUCCUAAGGAAAUGAAGGCUAUGUACAGACCUGAAUUCUAAAAGAACCCUUAAAAGUAUUAUCCCACUUAAGUUUUUGCUAAGUUUGGCUACUCUAGACACCAAUGUCCUAAAUGCCAAAACUUUUAUUGGAGAUUCUCUGAAAAGCAAGAUACUUGUGGUGACUCUGCUUGUGUUGGCAAGUACACUUUUAUUGGUGAACCCACUGGUAUUGGUAAGGAAGAAAAGUUGACUUAUGAUGGAGCUUGGAAGAACUUCGAAAAGUCUUUCACUUCUGCAAGAAAACCUUGCACAGCUAUCAAGAGAUAUCCCGUUGUUGCAAGAUGGAGAAAUGAUGUUGACUUUGUUGCUGCUGGUAUCUACUGCUUCUAACCCUACUGCAUGACUGGUGAAUUAUAACCCCCUGCUAAUCCUUUGAUCCAACCUCAAUUCUGCGUUAGAUUCAAUGAUUUAGAUAACAUUGGAUUAACUGGUAGACAUUACAGUGGUUUCAUUAUGAUUGGUAUUCAAUCUUUCUGCUAUCCUGGAACUGAAGAUAAGACUUUCUUCAGUGAAGAAUGUGUUGAAUUCAACUUGAACUGGCUUAUUGAUGGUCUUAAGAUUCCUAAGGAUGAAAUUACUCUCAUUGAAGAUAUCUGGUCUGGCGGUGGUAACUUAGGUUCUUGCGUUGAAUACUUCGUUAAGGGUCUCGAAGUUGGUAACAUGGUCUUCACCAUGUAUAAGUAUUACCCCGAUGGUAAGCUUGAAGAUUUAGAAAUUAAAGUUAUUGAUGUUGGUAUUGGUAUGGAAAGAAUUCCUUGGUUAAUUAAUGGUACUCCUACUUCAUAUAUGGAUGUUUUCGAUACUUCCUACAAAUAUCUUUAAGAAAAGUUAUAAGUAGAAACAAGCACUGAAAUUUGGAAGUAGAUUGGUCCUUACACUUGCCAUCUUAAUGCUGAUGAAUCAGAUGAUAUGGAAAAAACAUGGUAAAUGGUUGCUUCCAGCAUUGGAAAAACUGUCUAAGAAUGCAAGCAAGCUAUCACUCCUGUUAAGGAUCUCUACAUUGUCCUCGAUCACACUAGAGCUGCUUUAGUUCUCAUUUAAGAUGGUGCUUUACCUUCAAAUACUGGUGGUGGUUCAAAUAUCAGAAAUAUCAUCAGAAGAGUAUUUGCUAUCAUGAAGAAAAAUGGAUGGUGGGAUAAGUUAGGUAAAACAAAGGAAGAAUAAAUGAAGAACUUCUUGACAUUGUUCGACAUGCAUCAAUAAGAUUUAGAAAAACUUUAUGGUAAGUUCCCUGAAUACAAAUCUUUCGGAAGCAUUAUUGAAAUUGAAUAUGAAAAGUGGAGCAGCACUGAUAAGGCUCAACAAAAGAAGAUUGUAGACUCUUUCAAUAAGAAGAAAGCUCUUACUCUUAAUGAUUGGAUCGUAGCUAUCGAAUCUUGGGGUUUGUCUCCUGAUACUAUCACAGAAGUUACUGGACUUCCUUAACCUGAUAACCUAUACAAUGAAAUGGAAUUAAGAAAGAUGAAAUUAACUAAAGCUCCUGAACAAAUUCUUUACUAAACUGCCAACAUUUAAGAAACUGUUCAUCUCUUCUAUGAACACCAAAAUAAAUUUGAUUUUGAAGCUAAAAUAGUAGAAAUUUUCGCUGAUUAUAAGAACGUUGAAAACCGUAACAUCGUAAUCCUCGAUUAAUCAUGUUUCUAUCCCACAUCUGGUGGUUAACAAAAUGACAUUGGUGUCAUGACCGUCGACGGUUAAAAGUAUAAUGUUGUUGAUGUUAUUAAGGUUGGUAAAUGUGUUCUUCACAUUUUAGAUAGAUCCCUCCCUAAUCCUGAUAAUUCCCAUUACAUUGGAUAAAAAGUUCAUGCUGUUGUUGAUGAAAACAGAAGAAAAAUUCUUCGUAAUCAUCACACUUCUACUCAUAUUGUUUUUGCUGCUUGCAGACAAGUUUUAGGUCCUCAUGUCUGGUAAAAUGGUGCUAAGAAAACUGUUGAUAUGGCUCACUUGGACAUAACUCAUUAUGCAUCAUUGACUGAAGAAUAAGAAAUGGAAAUCGAAAAAAUUGCUAACACUAUCGUUUUCAGUAGCAAGAAUAUCAACAAAGAAUUUGUUAAUAAAGCUGAAGCUGAAAAAGAACAUGGUUUCCGUCUUUAUUAAGGUGGUGUUGUACCAGGUGAUACUUUGAGAGUAGUCAAUAUUGAAGGAACUGAUGUUGAAGCCUGUUGUGGUACUCACUGCGAUAACACCUCUGAAGUUGGUAUUAUUAGAAUUUUAAAGACUAACAGAAUUUCAGAUGGUAUUAUCAGAUUAUACUUUGUUGCUGGUGAAAGAUCUCUCCAAAAACUCUCAACUUAAACUAAGGUCCUUGUUGAUUUACAAAAUAUCUUCAAGGUAAAAGAAUCAGAUCUUGUCAGCACUUCCUUAAAGUUCUUUACUGAAAGAAAUAAAUUCAUUGAACGUCACAAAUCUGCAACUUAAAAGGUUUUAAAUCUUCAAAUGGAAUUAUUCCUUGCUAAGGAUAAAUACAAAAACAUCUUUGUAAAGUCUACUGAAUCUGAAGCAACAUUAUAUUUCUCUUUCAUGGGCAACUUUAUUAAAGCUCAAAAGGAUGCUGGUAAAGGUAUAGUUUUUGUUGGAGAAGGAGAAAAAGGUUUUGUCUUUGGUUAAUUCGGUAAUAAAUCUGACUUUGAUCAAGAAAAGUUCUUAGCUUUAUUAUAAGAAGAUAAUCCAGGAGUCACAUAUAAAAAAUGCUUAACUUCAAUCACUGCUAACAAAGUUAAACUUGACAACGUUUUACAAUUCUCUUUCAGUGGCAAAGUUAAAUAUGAAAAAGUAAAGAAAGAUUUAAUUACUCUUGGUCUUAUUGAAGCAGAUCUCUGA